AUGGAUCACAGUGUAUCGUUAAACUUUAGCCAACUGAGCCAAGAACACAUAACGAAACUGAAGGAUGCCUUUCAGAUGAUUGAUGCUGACGGAGAUGGUAUCAUUUCAAAGACUGAUUUACAGGAGAUGCUUGCAUCUAUGGGGAAACAAAAUUCAGAUGAAGUUAUUGAACAGAUGCUGAGUAGUAAAGGUAGUUCGACAGAUGGAUUGAAUUUCCCAGAAUUUUUAUCGUUGAUGAGUGGUUUGAGUGGGGAAUUUCCUGAAGAAGAUGAACUUAAACAAUGUUUACGGAAUUUGGCUGACGAACAAGGUAGCUUAAAUGUACCUUUGGAUGAUCUGUUACAAUCCUUAAAGGAUGCAGGUUUUGCUAAUCCAGAAGAAAAGUUUGCUAAGAUUUUCAAGACAUUCGGUUCCACACAGAAGACAACAUCUACAAAGAUAUUUAAAGGAGAAAGUUUCUUAGCUACCAUAUCAGACAGUUAA
Maudiozyma saulgeensis is the source of this 483-nucleotide messenger RNA. Lineage: Eukaryota; Fungi; Ascomycota; Saccharomycetes; Saccharomycetales; Saccharomycetaceae. The record is from the annotation of a GenBank genome assembly.